This is a messenger RNA of Tripterygium wilfordii, 453 nucleotides long. RefSeq lists its product as uncharacterized. Lineage: Eukaryota; Viridiplantae; Streptophyta; Magnoliopsida; Celastrales; Celastraceae. The transcript is spliced from 2 exons. The coding region runs from base 94 to 405 and encodes 103 amino acids. The record is from RefSeq and is a predicted model, not a curated record.
CUUAUACCCUCUUUUUGUUUCCACGUUCCCUCUUGAGUCUUCACCCUAGCUCCUCUCUCUCUAUCUCUCUCUCUCUAGCUUUAUUAUUCUUUCAUGGCUGAAAGCUUGAGAAUCACAGUCGAAAGGAACCCUUCAGACGCACGGCUUUCAGAGUUGAACAUCAAGUGCUGGCCUAAAUGGGGUUGCUCUCCAGGGAAAUACCAACUAAAAUUUGAUGCAGAAGAGACAUGUUAUUUGUUGAAAGGGAAAGUGAAGGCAUACCCAAAAGGGUCUGAAUCAGAAUAUGUGGAGUUUGGAGCAGGAGAUCUUGUUGUAAUACCAAGAGGACUCAGUUGUACUUGGGAUGUCUCUGUAGCCAUUGAUAAGCACUACAAGUUUGAGUCUUCUUCUUCUUCUUCUUCUUGAAUUCAUCACUACUGAUCAUCAAUUCAAUUGUUAAUUUCCUUCUUCUAA